AUCGGCGACGGGAGGCGCGGGCUCGCGCACUGGAGGGGGAAGAUGGCGGAUGAGGAGGUGGUGAAGGAGCCGAGUGACGGCCGAGGGGAGUUAGCCGGCGUUUGGCUGGAGCCCGAGCAAGUCGUCAGGAUUUGGCAGGAAGGAGUUGAUCUGUGUUCUGGAAUAUACCGAUACUUUAUGGAAUAUGUCCCUCCAGUACGCUAUUCAGGAUCAGAAGCCAAGUUACCUGAGGAGGAACAGGCCUAUCAUGUGAUACUCCAAACCCUGGAAUGGUUUCUCUUUGGAGAGUCCCCUGAAGCUGGUUUUGCAAAGCUGGAACAAAAUAAUACUUCACAAUUAUGUGGCCGAGUUUUCAAAGGAGGAGAAACUACAUAUUCCUGUCGAGACUGUGCAAUAGAUCUUACUUGUGUACUAUGCAUGGACUGUUUCCAAAACAGUGUUCACCGAAAUCAUCGGUACAAGAUGAAUUCUUCCCCUGGAGGAGGUUUUUGUGACUGUGGUGAUAUUGAAGCCUGGAAGACUGGACCAACGUGUAUAAAGCAUGAACGCAGUCCAUCUGAGGACAUAAAGAAUCCUGCAAGCCAGUUACCUGUAGGUAUAGCUGAACGAGCCCAAGACUUGUUCACUAUUAUAUUCAUGUAUAUUGUGGACAUGCUGAUUUGGACAGAGGACAAAGAGCUGCCUUCAAGACUGCAACCAAGGGAGAAGUCGGACUCCUAUUUCUGUUUGCUGUUUAAUGAUAAGCAGCCUUCAUUUGACCACGUAAUUUACUUGCUCCAGCGGGCAUUAGACUGUUCACAAAAAGAAGCACAGAGUUACACAACCUUGAUAGAUAAAGAGGGUCGUAGAGCUGUAAAGCAUGGAACAUUGCUUUCAUGUCAAGAAACAAAGCUUGAAAUUUUUAAUAUUUCAAACAGUGUCUUCCAGUCACCUCUUCAUGUUGAGAUUCUUCACUCAAGUGUUGUAUCCCAUCAGGCAUUUGCUUUACGUCUUCUCUCCUGGCUCAACCACCUUAUUGGUCAUUCGGCUGGAUUGCGUCAAAUUUUCUGUGAAGUUGUACUUCACCAUCCUCCAGGCUCGAAUCAACCUUGCCUGGUCAGCAAAUUGAUGUUAGCUGACACCAAAUUGUGGAAAGGAGCUCGCAAAAUCUUCCAUGAAUUAAUAGUGUGCAUUUUGCUGAUGGAAACGGAAUACAAGCGACUCUUUGCUGUUGAAUUUAUCACACAUUACAAGCAAUUGCAGCUUAAUUUUGUGGAGGAUGAUCAUGAUCGAAACAUAACUGUGACUGCGCAGUCUGUGCAAAUAUUUACUGUUCCAACACUGGCUCGUUACUUGAUUGAAGAACAUGGUGCACUAAGAAUCAUCAUCGAGACCAUAAUUGAGCUGUUUUCUGAGCACAUGGAUAAUGGCAAGCUUCAUUUUCAGAGUAACUACCAGGAAAAAUCACUCAGGAAACAAAUGGUCUUUUAUGAUCUUAAGUAUGUGUUAAUCAGUAAACCACCUCUUUGGACAGACCGGCAGAGAGAACAUUUCCUAGAUGGUUUUAGAACCUUUUUGACGCUGUUAAAAUCAAUGCAGAACAUGGAGCCAGUGAGCCGCCAGAUUGGGCAACACCUUGAGAUAGAGCCAGAGUGGGAACAAGCAUUCAAUAUCCAAAUGCUUCUAAAAUGUAUUCUGUCCAUGAUUCAGGAGUGGUGUGCAUCUGAUGAACAAGUUCUACUUCAAGCUUACAAGGAGUGCCACCGCGUUUUGUCCCAGUGUUCUAAUGAGUGCAGUCAACGCAAUGCAAGGAAGCAGUACAACACUCUGACUAUGUGUGGUCACUCCAUCAGCUUGAAACGCUAUUUGGUAUCACGAGAGUCUGUCAGUAUUCACCUUCCCUUAUCCAGGCUCCUUGCAGGUUUGCAUGUACACCUAAGCAAGAGUGGGGCAAUUAACAAGCUCGAGGAGCUUGUACCACCAUCGGAAUUUCAUGUAGAAAAACUGAUGGAUUACCCAUUGCGUUGCUUAGUGCUGAUGUCUCAAGUCACGGCUGAAAUGUGGAGAAGAAAUGGAUUUUCCUUAGUAAAUCAGGUGUAUCACUACCAUAAUGUAAGGUGGAGGGAAGAGAUGUUUGACAAAGACAUAAUUAUGUUACAGAUCGCAGCCUCUAUUAUGGAUCCAAAUCGGUUCCUAAUAUUUGUACUCAAUAGAUAUGAGUUAUUUGAAGUUUUUUCUAAGCCUGCAUUUGCUCGAAAUAAGGAUGUAAUCCAACAAACUAAUAUUUUAAUCGACGAAUUACUCCACCUCAUUAUUAUGGUUGUUGGGGAGAGGUAUGUGCCUGGAGUAGGCCAUGUGAUGAAAGAUGAUGUCACUCUAAGAGAGGUGAUCCAUUUACUGUGUAUUGAACCAAUGCCUCACAGUGAACUGGCAAAAUUAUUACCUGAGAAUGAGAACAAUGAAACUGGUCUGGAAAAAGUUAUACAUCAAGUUGCUACAUUUAAAAAACCAGGGUUAACUGGGCAUGGUGUUUAUGAGCUGAAGCCAGAAUGUCUGAAGCACUUCAAUCUGUUUUUCUACCAUUACUACAAGUCACAACAAACGAAGGCUGAGGAAGAGCAGAAAAAAAAGAAAAAACAAACCAACAGCAAUGAAGCUCUUCCACCUCCUGUCCCUCCUCAGUUCUACACAACAUUUGCAAAGGUUACAAACAUUUUGAAAUCUGAUGUUUUUAUGCUGAUCAUCAGAACAGUUCUUCAACGAGCUGUAGAUUCCAUUGGGCAAUUGUGCAAUGAAGCAAUGGUGCAAAAGACCCUUCAUCUCAUCUGCUUAGCUUUGCAAGAAGAACAGAGACAGCUCGAAGGAGUCACUGCAGAGGAGGAUGUGACAUUUGAUGUGUAUCUCAAAGCAACAAGGAUGGUUAGUUCUGCCGUGAAUGCUGAGAGCAUCCUGUCACUCCUGGAGAAACUAAAACAUGUACAUCAAUUAGAUGCCCAGAAGGACAUGAUUACUUAUACCUUACAGAUGUUUGAUGUUGUGAAAAGGCUGAGAGAGAAAUCAAGCCCCAGUUCAGCAGACAUUGACAUCCAAAGGGCAAAUGAGUCCACACAGGACAAAGAUAAGGCUGAGAGAAAACGGAAAGCAGAUGCUGCCAAAUUAUAUCGACAGAAGAUCAUGGCACAGAUGUCUGCAAUGCAGAAAAACUUCAUUGAAUCAAACAAACACCUAUAUGAAAAGGUGACAGAAGUUCAAAAACAAGGAGCAAUCAUAGCUGAGAGUGAAAGCAUUCCUCUGGUGGAAGGUUCUGGUAUAGCGCUGGGACCGAUGCAAGGUGCAACAGCGACCGAGAAAAUAAUACUGACCUGCAUCUUGUGUCAGGAAGAGCAGGAAGUGAAAACAGAUGAAAUGGCCAUGGUACUAGCAGCUUGUGUUCAGAGAUCAACCGCCUUGACGAAAAAUAGGUGUCAAAUCAUAACAAAUAUAGGAGACAAUUACGAUCCAAUCAUUAUGCAUCCUGACCUCAGCUGUGGCACUCAUGUAGGAAGCUGUGGGCAUGUGAUGCAUGCCACCUGCUGGCAAAAAUGUUUUGGAUCUAUGCAGAACUCAACACGCAACCGGGUUCACAUUGAGCUUCCGUUUGGUCUGGAAGAUGGAGAGUUCCUCUGCCCUUUGUGCAAGACUCUUUGUAAUACUGUCAUCCCAGUCAUUCCACUGCAAGCACAUAGUCUAGAUAGCAAAGAUACAGAAACAAUAGCACGUACACUCACAAUAUCUCGCUGGCUAGAAAAUGUCUUAGCAAGAAUUAUGGGAUUGAAUGCUUCGGGCACAAAAGAGGAGGAAACCAGUCUCAUUCAAGUGAACCCAGUUCUGUGGAAAAGUCCUAUGGACUUUAGGUCCAUCCUCAGCUUUGGAGUCCAGUCACCAGUCAAGUAUUCGAAGAGCAUUGUGGAAAUGCUGCAGCUGUUUGCUACCGCUGUGUACCGGGUGGGAUUGAAAGUUGACCCGAAUGAAGCUGAUCCUCGAGUUCCAUUAAUGGCGUGGAGUGCCUGUGCCUUUACAAUUCAAUCCACAGAGAACAUACUUCAUGAAGAGGACAAAGUUUUAUUUGGAUCAUUACCAGACAGACAGGGUAUAAGCUUGAAGGCAGUUCUACAAUUUGCUGCUUCUCAGAGAGUGGUGACCUCAGCCAAAGUUAUCCAGAAGCACCUAACUCGCUUACUGUCUGUUUUUGUGCCCCACUUGGAUGUUGAAGACAAUUGGUCUUUUUUGGAUAUUGACUUCUUCCAUCUCAUGGUAAGUCUAGUCUUAGCAUUUCCUUCAUUGUAUUGGGAAGAGACUGUGGAGCUGCAACCCUCGGAUAUUAGCUGUGCUUUCAACAACCUCUACCUCUUCCAUCUGGUUACCAUGGCACAUAUCGUGCAGAUACUUUUUACCUCAACAACAGACUGUCCCAUGGAGAAGGAAGGAGAGGAAAGUGAGGAGACCCAUUCAGCAGCAGAACUUUAUGAAACUCUUCAAGAAUACACAGGCAGAUGUUUAGAAAGUAAGCCCCAUGGCUGGUACUUGUGGAAUUGUGUGAAGUGUGGCAUCACUCCAUUCCUCCGCUGUUCUGCCUUGUUCUUCAACUACCUGCUUGGUGUGCCACCACCUGGGGAUCUUUCAAAAGAAAACCCCGCUUCGCAGAGAUAUGAUGUUGGAAAUGGAAGCAAUGUUUUCAGUGCUUUUGUGGGUAUCUCAGGAUAUUCAGCCUUGACUUUGAUCCAGAAUGCUGGCAGAGAUGUUAAUGUCAAACAUACUUUUCAGUCCACUGUCAUUUGCAAGCUGGAGGAGUUGAUCUUCUCGUGCUGACAUGGAUGAUUCACCGGGGACAUUCACAAAUGGGUCACGGACCCAUUCUUUUGCACGUCUUGGGUCAUUUGCGGUUGGGAAGUAAUGCUAGAAUUCUGUCGAUAGCAAAGAUAGAUGAUCACGCACCAGCUGUGAGAAGGAUGGUGCAGACUCAGUCUCUCCCAAAAUCCCAGCUAAUGUUGGGAACGUGUCAAAUAUGCCCCUGUCUACUCGCCAUCCCCACAGUUCCAGUUUGGCUUUGAAAGCAGACACUUUAUCUGCCAACUUGAAGACAGUUGUCAUUCUCCCCUGAAGGGACAAAUGGAGUUCAUUGAACAGGUUGAAGAUGUCACACAGAUAAGCAAGUUUGCUAUCCACUCCUCGUCACUGAAGUGUGCUGCCAGUGGUGACUUUUUUCCUGAAAGAAAUCUCUGUAACAGCUCUCUUAAUUCAAAAACCCUGGCCAGGGCUCUCUCCCUUGAAAGCCACCUAACUUCAGUGUGUAAGAGAAGGCAUUUGUGCUCUGUAUCCAGUUCCGCACAAAGCUGCUCAAACAGAUGUGAGUUAAGGGCUUUUGCUUUGAUGUGAUUGAUAACUUCAAUGACGUCACUCAAUACACUGUUAAGAUCAGGUGACAUUUUUCGGCUGGCCAGCAUUUCCCUGUGUAUGACACAGUGUGUAGACUGGCAUUCAGGAGCAACCUCUUUGACUCGGGUAGUGAAAAGACAGCAGUCCAGUCAUAGCUGCAGCCCCGUCUAUGCAUAUUCCGACACAGAAUGAUAACCACAAAGUGCACUGCAGAUGCUGUGGUCAACACAGAAUGACCAAUCCACUUUGCCUGACACGUAGUCAUUCAAAGACUUGAAUAGUUCUGCCCAGUUGUGUUAGUUGGCAGCAGCACUGCACACAACAUAUCCUCGUGCACAUAGUCUUGAAAUAUAUAUUGCACAUAAACCAGCAGAAUUGCCUUGUUGUCAACAUCGGUAGACUUGUCAACCUGGAUAGUAUACCAUGGUGACUCGUUAAGCCAUUCCAACAGCUGUGCUCUGAUGUCCUCCACUAUGUCAUCGAUUCUUCUUGAAAUUGUGGUAGCUGAAAGAGAAACUUGUGUAUCUUGUUAGCUGCAGCUUCUCCCAACAGUUCAUGUCACAUGUCCUUGGCAGCAGGCAGAAUCAAUUUUUCACCAACAGUGAAAGGCUUCUUAGCCUUAGCAAUACAGCUAGCCACUAAGUAUGACAGUCUCAGAGCAGCAGCAUUUGUGGAGAUGGUGGCUAUCAGCACUUGCUUCUGUCCCAUUUGUUCAUGUUUUUUCCGCUCAAAAAAUUCAAUGGGAUUGUCUUUAAGUGCAGGGUGCUUGGACUCAAGGUGCCAAAGCAGUUUUGAGGGCUUCAUUGCCUCAUUAGACAGCUUGUCUUCACAUAUCAUACACAGGGGGCUUGGAGCACGCAAGUAUUAAAACCAUAUUUUAUGUACAAUUCAUCAUAUUUUCUGUUGAAGGAAGCUUUUUUUUGCAGUCUCGGCCUCAGCUGUCUCUGCAUUAUCAUCAUCAUCAGGCCUUUUAUGUCCCCUACCACCUCUUCCAAAAACACUUUCAAGCGACGUUCGUUUUUUUACUCAUUGAGUAGUUGUAGGUUAAUGACAGACUGAUGACCUCGCAUGCAUAAUGGCCUCGCGUGUGUUCAACAGGGAAACAGGGACAGGGAACGAGGAAAGGUACAGCUGAAUCAUAUUGUUUCAUAUCGCCAAAUCAUAUCAUUUCCUCAGUCCGGUGGUUGGGGACCACUGUUUUAGUGAAUAGGAAGUCUAGAUUGUGUAACACUUACGUGAUCAGCUGGUGUAUGACUAGGGGAAGAUUCGUCCACCUGCCAAACUGCGCCUCCUGUAUACAUGGAUGCUGUGAAAUGCACACUAAUACAAAUUCGCACACACCAUGUACGUUUACAGAAUACACUUUAUAAAUCUUACUAGAACUAAGUGAUUAAUAACAAUACAAUAUAUAUGAAAGAAAAGAAAGUAAAGAAAAAGGUGCCAGAACUUAUCAGGGUUCAGUCAAUUAGUGCACAUCAUUGGAGCUCAACCAUUGAUUCUUACUUCCACUCUUCGAUCUUCUCUGACCUCCACGACCCGCGCUCCUGGGACCACCCUUGGUGAUCAACCAGCAGCGCCUCCAGCACACGCCCACCUUCCUUGCGGUCUCCUUCCUGACUCCCCAAAAGUCCCGCACAAUAACAGCUCACAGAUCCACAAGAGAAAAUAACAUCUAUCCCAAUUGGUUAACAAAUGAAUGCAAUUCUCGUUAUCAGUAACUAUAACCCCAAACAAGCUUCAAGAGAGCUCUGCAAGAAAAAGCACUCUCUCACCAGUUAGCAUAACAAAGAAACAUUUUUACUUUUAACAAACAAAGAAGCCAUUUUGAUUAACAUACAUUUAUGUAAGAAAAAAGAAAGGGCAAAAACACACACAAAAUCCCAAUCUGAAAGCGAAGUGUAACACCCUGAGAAAGGUUUCACUGCUAAUCUAAUGGUCUUUCUGUAGAAGCAGUGUUUGGAUUGUGGUAGAGAUAACGGGUGCUUUGGAAUGUGAGCCUUCCAGUGAGGGAAGAUAAAGAGAGACGACACUGGAGAGAACUGGUUGUAGGAUGGGGAACAUGAUUCAAUGGAGCAAGGUGUCAGGGUCGACUGAGUAUCGGUGAAUAUGUAUGACGUUUGGAAGAGUUGAGCUCCAACUUGAGCAUAUUUGACUGUUUAAUUAUAAUGGGCCAUUUUUUGUAUUCUUUCUUCACUA
This is a messenger RNA of Hypanus sabinus (Atlantic stingray), 7590 nucleotides long. It is a transcript of the gene ubr1, whose product is annotated as ubiquitin protein ligase E3 component n-recognin 1. Lineage: Eukaryota; Metazoa; Chordata; Chondrichthyes; Myliobatiformes; Dasyatidae. Gene Ontology annotation, cellular component: cytoplasm; ubiquitin ligase complex. Bases 43 to 4827 code for a protein of 1594 amino acids. Gene Ontology annotation, biological process: protein ubiquitination; ubiquitin-dependent protein catabolic process via the N-end rule pathway. Gene Ontology annotation, molecular function: ubiquitin protein ligase activity; zinc ion binding. The record is from RefSeq and is a predicted model, not a curated record. The transcript has 42 exons.